UAGUGGUUGCAAGAUGGCGAAAACUAGAAGUAUUAAUGCCCAUUAUGGUGUCUUGUUUGGUGGAGUGAAAUGGAACAGCUCUCCCGUUACCUUCCAUUGGAAAAAGGGAGAGAAUGUUAAGCUAACAGAGUGGAGCACAGUAGCCACUAGAAAUGAGAGCUACGGCUAUGAUAUAGUGUUCACCAGUGAGCCAAUGAUUGCCGGGGAGAUGCUCAAGGUCACUAUGACAAAGAAGGAUAAAUAUUGGCACGGGUAUGAUGGAAUGAAUAUUGGCUUCACUGAAGAGAACCCAGAGGACUUGACUCUGACGAUGACGACACAGUUACAAUAUUUGGACAGGCAAGAGGAGCACAAGCAUUUACUGUGUACUAGGGCCACUUCUCUCCAUUACAAGGACAAGAAACUCUGUGCUCUGGGUUUCGACACUCAUGAUUUUGGAGAGGGUGAUUCCUUAGGAAUGUUGCUGACGCUGGAGAAUGAGGUCCACUGGUUUGUGAAUGAUGUGUGGAGAGGGUCUGUACGUGUGAACCUGUUAACACCUAUGUGGGGGGCCGUGGACGUGUAUGGACGAUGUAAACAAGUCAAGGCAGAGAUUUGCACUGGUAAGCUAGGGUCCAGAUACAACCCUGACUCAGAGAGGAGGCUAAGAGAGAUGGGACUAGUACAGGAUGCAAGACCGAGAAUACAGUCAUCGUUUGCAAGAAUGCGACGAGGGAUUGGAUCAACUAAGUCACGAAAUGAUGUCACUAAAACAGUCUCAACCCCACUUGUGGAAGAUAGUCAACUUCAGCAACAACUAACAAGAGCUAAUGAACAGCUCACACAAUCACGCUCAGACAAUCAAGAGCUCCGACGAGAGGUGGCAGAAAAAGGCGGAGAAAACACUCGACUACAACAACAACUAACAGACAUGUUGAGACGAUAUCAACAGCUCAGAGGACAAGUGGACGUCCUCCAACGAAAAAUGACCUCUCUCUCAGCCACCAAUCGUAGCAGCCACCCUCAGGAGGUGGAGUUCUGGCAGGUGUCUCCAGAGGAGGUGUCUAUUAGAGAGGACAAGAUUCUUGGCCGAGGGGCCUGGGGCUACGUUGCCAAGGGAACCUUUAGAGGAACAACGGUGGCCGUCAAACAGGUAUAUACUGAAAUCCUACGACAGACUACGGUGGAUCGAAUUCGUCGUGAGAUUCGCACCAUGGCUCAGAUCCGCCACCCCAACCUUGUCCUUUUUGUUGCUGCUGUCCUCAACGAACAAACAGGUCCCAUGAUUGUCACCGAGCUCCUGGAUACCUCUCUACGUUCUGCCUACCAGGACAAUCGUGUUGGUCCCAACAAGCGAAGGAUCUUUGGAGACAUCUCCUCAGCUCUGGUUUAUCUCCACCGACAGAGAGAACCCAUCAUCCACAGAGAUGUGAGCUCUGCUAAUGUCCUCCUUCUCUCUCUACCCAACAACAAAUGGCUUGCCAAACUGUCUGACUUUGGAUCAGCCAACCUAGCUCGAGAUGCCACUACUCCUGGAGAAGGUGCUAUCCUGUACACUGCCCCUGAGGCAUUUCCUCAAUCUCCGUACUCCCCACAACCACCACCACAACAGACGACAAAGAUUGAUGUGUACAGUUUUGGAGUGCUUGCUUGUGAAGUGGUGACUCGAACAUAUCCGAAAUCUGAACUGUUUGUUCGUCUGCUAUGGAGUAUAAAAGGUGUAUGGCGGGAGCUCCACCCACUCAUCACCUCCUGUGUCUCUCACUCCCCUCAGGACAGACCCUCCAUGGACACUGUGCUACACCACAUCAAACAAUUGGACUCGGAGCCUUAGGACAUUUAGUGUCAUUUCUAUAUAUAAUCUUAUUAUGUAUAAUAUGAUGUGUCUAUUUUCCAUUGAUAAAGUACUGGACCUCCAAGACUAGCGAUAUAUAGUGACAUGCAUUGAUAAGUAUAAUUAAUUAAACUGAAUUAUU
Messenger RNA from Halichondria panicea, 1955 nucleotides. Its product is annotated as probable serine/threonine-protein kinase DDB_G0271682. Gene Ontology annotation, molecular function: ATP binding; protein serine/threonine kinase activity. The record is from RefSeq and is a predicted model, not a curated record. NCBI's taxonomy places the organism in Eukaryota, Metazoa, Porifera, Demospongiae, Suberitida, Halichondriidae. Gene Ontology annotation, biological process: protein phosphorylation. The transcript has 2 exons. Bases 14 to 1813 code for a protein of 599 amino acids.